CUUACUGUUCCAUCUCUUCAACCUGCGCUGCUGACUGCACACAUACCCACAGUACUGACGCGGCCCUCCCGGUUAGAAACUGCUGUGAUUUCAGGCGAACAAAAAGCGCAGAACACCUGUACUGAGCAGUAUACAGGCGCAGAAUAACCACGCUGUGAUCAUCCGUUAAACGAGAGCGAGCACACAAUCCGCACACGGGUGCAGAUGUGAGGGAAUAUACCUGCAGACUACAGCUGCCACACUGAUGACAGAGCAAGAGGGAAGUCAGUUAGCCAGCUAACCAGCCACAGCUAAACUCGACUAUCAGGCAGGUAAAUGUACGGCGAUCCGGACGGUUCAGCGACAACGUGCAACUCGAGCAUCUGAACGGAGCCGGCCGUCCACUACAGAGAGUAUUUCGCAGACUGCACAGCCAUGAGGAGGGUGACAUUGCGCUGUGCUGCCCGGCUCGUGUUCACAGCUUUGUGGCUGUUGGUGGAAGAGUGUCGGGCUGAGACCGGGGCCCCGAGUCUGGCCGAGCGAGUCAUCUGGGCUGUAAACUCCGGCGGGGAUGCACACACAGACGUACAUGGCAUUCAUUAUAAAAAAGAUCCACUCGAAGGAAAAUUGGGGAAAGCAUCAGACUACGGUGUCCGUCUGCCGAUCCUGCGCUCUAGCCCGGAGGAUCAGGUUCUUUACCAGACAGAGCGAUACAAUGAGGAUACAUUCGGUUAUGAAAUACCUAUAAGAGAAGAAGGAGACUACAUUCUGGUCAUGAAAUAUGCUGAGGUCUACUUUGCCCAGUCUCAACAAAAGGUUUUUGAUGUGCGUUUAAAUGGCCACGUUGUGGUGAAGGAUCUGGAUAUCUUUGAUCGUGUGGGUCACAGCACGGCUCAUGAUGAAAUAGUGCCAUUCUCAAUAAAAAGAGGAAAACUAAGUGUGCAUGGUGAAGUUUCCACUUUUAAUGGGAAACUCACAGUAGAGUUUGUUAAGGGUUACUAUGACAACCCCAAGAUAUGUGCACUAUAUGUGAUGAAGGGCACGCUAGAGGAUGUGCCUAAACUGCAGCCACAUCCUGGACUGGAAAAGAGAGAGGAAGAGGAGGAGGAAGAGGAUGAUGGGGAGGGGGGAGAAAGCGAAAAAAAGAGCACCUCCACCUCUCCCAAGAAUCCGGUUCGGUCCGGGCCACGCACCCCCAACCCGUACGCCACUGAUAACAGUAGCCUGAUGUUCCCUAUACUAGUGGCGUUCGGGGUCUUCAUCCCAACCCUCUUCUGCCUCUGCCGCCUGUGAGGGGAACAAGUGAACGAGAGGGAGAGAGAGAAGAAACGACAGACAUCAGGCUGUGAAGGGGUGGGGGGAGGGACGCACAACUGUGGGGACAGGCAGAAUAUAGACUGACAUUACAACAGAUAGAGAGAGAGAGAGAGAGCAAAAGGUGGACGAGAGACUGCAGAUAUUGCUGGGUGACCCGGAAAAUACAAGGAUUUCGAGCGCGAGUUCAUUUCAUGUGUGUGAUUGUGCUUGUGUUCGUACAGAUUUAAUACUAAUUUUAGUUUGAGGAGAUCCUGAGAGGUACUGAUUAAAUGCACUUGUACACACAUAUGCAGCAGGACUAACCACUUUACAAACCUGGUUUGUCUGGUCUAGCAGGAGAUGGAGCUGGAGACACUCCUAGAUCACGUGUCCCAACUCACGGAAAGUUAUUGGCUAGGAGUGUUUUUCUGAUCAGCGGUGGCGUUGAUCUGCUGUUUUUUGGCCUCUAGUGGGAGGCAGAAAUGGUACAUGAAUUUUCUCUUCCAUCAUUUGGUUAAUGCAUCUAAAUCUCAGUGGCAGAUCAUAAAGUGAUUUGAGACCUUGGUUUCUAUUUACCUCACGUUUUAUUUCCCUCACACUCAUACAAGCUACUAUCAUUAAUUUCCUGCAGCUUCAUUUCUUUCUUUGAUUUAAAAAGCAUAAAUAUUCAAAAUUGUCUGGUGACCUGCUUUCUCAUUCUUCAGUUGCAUAUUUUCAGACCACAGCACCAUGUCUUUAAAUCUCGCACUGCACAAGGGAGAUUAUUAUUUUAUAAUAAAUUAUUAUUUUUCCCAUUUACAGGGACUUUUUGGUUAACGGCAUGCAUUUGGUAUUUAAUAAAACAUUUUUAUUUUUGAAAGAGUGCAUAUUUGCUUCCCUUUAGGUGGCAAUAGGAGUUCAUAACAAAGAGGGUCUUUAAUACACUGGCUUUUGAGUUCCAGAAACUAGAUUGUAUUGGACUUAAGUGUUAAAUCCCCUUAAUUUCUCUCUCAUUGGUACAUGAUGUGUCUGGGAUAGCGUCUUAUAAAUAUGGUGUCUUAAUUACAUUGCAAAAGGCACCUAAUACACGGUGUAGAGAAGGAUAGUUGCUCAGUUGGGAUGCUCUUUGUCAUAUUUGCUCUUGGUUUAACCAUGCAGGCCGUUUUUAACAAUACCACCAAAGAUUCUUGGAUUUGCAUUACACACAAUACGCGAAUUGAAAGCUGUAGCCUGGUUGGGAAACGGUUUGACAUACAUGCCUGCCAUACACCAUGAAGUAUGGAUGCAGAAGAUUGAAUUUUGUACUCAAGGUGGCAAAUUUCAGUGCUGUGUUUAGCUUUUGUUUAGUCGAGUGAACAACUGUGUUAAGUCGAGUGAACAUUUGCAUUCCACCUCAUCCAUCUUUUUCUUAGCAUGUUCUGUGUCUGGUAUACUUUUGUCUUGGUAUUUUU
Molecule: messenger RNA, 2705 nt
Organism: Cyprinus carpio (common carp)
Lineage: Eukaryota; Metazoa; Chordata; Actinopteri; Cypriniformes; Cyprinidae
Product: malectin-like
Cellular component (GO): membrane
Molecular function (GO): carbohydrate binding
Source: RefSeq, a predicted model, not a curated record